GACGAACUAGGAACUCACCUUUCAGAGACACAACCUUGGAGCACCACAUAUAUAACAUACCUUUAAACCGCCAAAAUGUCUAACCUUCCUACUGAGCCCGAGUUCCAGCAGGCUUACAACGAGCUUGUCAGCACCCUCGAGAACUCCUCCCUCUUCACCCAGAACCCCGAGUACAGAACUGCCCUCGAGGUCGUCUCCAUCCCCGAGCGCGUCAUCCAGUUCCGCGUCGUCUGGGAGGAUGACAAGGGCAAGCUCCAGGUCAACCGCGGAUACCGCGUCCAGUUCAACUCAGCCCUCGGUCCCUACAAGGGAGGUCUGAGAUUCCACCCUACCGUCAACCUGUCCGUCCUCAAGUUCCUCGGAUUCGAGCAGAUCUUCAAGAAUGCCUUGACCGGCCUCAACAUGGGUGGUGGCAAGGGUGGUUCCGACUUCGACCCCAAGGGCAAGAGCGACAACGAGAUCCGUCGCUUCUGCGUCUCCUUCAUGCGCCAGCUCAGCAAGCACAUUGGCGCCGACACCGACGUCCCCGCUGGUGACAUUGGUGUCUCUGGCCGCGAGAUCGGCUGGUUGUUCGGUACCUACCGCCAGGAGCGCAACAAGUUCGAGGGUGUCCUCACCGGAAAGGGCCUUACCUGGGGUGGUAGCUUGAUCCGUCCCGAGGCCACUGGAUACGGUGUCGUCUACUACGUCGAGCAGAUGCUCAAGUACGCCAACAAGGGCACCUUUGCCGGCAAGCGUGUUGCCAUUUCUGGUUCCGGUAACGUCGCCCAGUACGCUGCUCUCAAGUGCAUCGAGCUCGGUGCCACCGUCGUCUCCCUGUCCGACUCCCAGGGCUGCCUCGUCGCCGAAGGUGACGCUGCCUUCACCCCCGAGCAGAUCGAGAACAUUGCCGACCUCAAGGUCCAGCGCAAGUCUCUCACCGAGUUCGACCACAAGGGCUCCUUCAUGUACAUCAAGGGCGCCCGCCCCUGGACCCACGUUGGCAAGGUCGACAUUGCUCUGCCUUCCGCGACCCAGAACGAGGUCUCCAAGGAGGAGGCCGAGGCUCUCAUUGCCGCCGGCUGCAUUGCCAUCGCCGAGGGCUCCAACAUGGGCUGCACACAGGAGGCUAUCGACGUCUUCGAGGCUCACCGCAAGGAGAAGAACGCCGAGGCCAUCUGGUACGCUCCCGGCAAGGCUGCCAACUGCGGUGGUGUCGCCGUCUCUGGCCUCGAGAUGGCCCAGAACAGCCAGCGCCUGAGCUGGACCCGUGAGGAGGUUGACCAGAAGCUCAAGGACAUUAUGACCGCUGCCUUCUUCAACGGCCUCAACACCGCCAAGGAGUACGUCAAGGGUGGUGAGACUGAGCUUCCCAGCUUGGUCGCUGGUAGCAACAUUGCCGGCUUCGUCAAGGUUGCCCGUGCCAUGCACGACCAGGGUGACUGGUGGAACUAAACGCUCUCGACCGGUAAUUCGGAAGGGACACGAAAAGUUAGUGUUAGUGGCGGCAACCACGUCUAAGGACGAUGGGCAGACGUAGUGAUGACCUUGAAAUUUGGUGUAACGUCUAUUUGUAUUUC
Molecule: messenger RNA, 1559 nt
Organism: Colletotrichum godetiae
Lineage: Eukaryota; Fungi; Ascomycota; Sordariomycetes; Glomerellales; Glomerellaceae
Product: glutamate/Leucine/Phenylalanine/Valine dehydrogenase
Exons: 2
Coding region: 76-1434 (452 amino acids)
Cellular component (GO): cytosol
Molecular function (GO): L-glutamate dehydrogenase (NADP+) activity
Source: RefSeq, a predicted model, not a curated record